GCCGCCGCCGCGCGGGCCGCGGCCGGCAUGGCGGUGCGCUCGCCGCGCUCGCUCGGCGCCGCCUCCGCCGUUCGGGCCGCUGCCGGCACUGCGCCGUGCUCGCCGCGCCUGCUCAGCGCGGCGUUGUCGCCGCCACCGCCGUACGGGCCAACGCAGAGCGUGGUGCUGCGGAUCCGCGUGGAGGGGCUCGGGCGCGCGGGGCGCCUCGGCCUGCGCCUGGGCGAGCACCUCGUCUCGGCCGCUCAAAGGCUCCAUCUUUGAGCCGCCGAUCGUCGUGACGGGCGUGGACACGGCCGAGGCGAGGGCGCUCGGGUGGCGGGUGGGCGACGUGAUCCUGGAGGCAAACGGCCGGAAGGUGCGAAACAAAGAUGAGCUCCGCGGGGAGCUCACGGAAGCGUUGCCGUCGGUAUUGUUCUUGGUGGCACGCUUGGCCGGUGGCGUUCAUGCAGGACAUCCCUGCGCGCCGGCCUCGCGGGGCGCUGGCCCGGCGCGGAGGAGGCAGGCCGGCUGCGAGGCGGGCCCAAGAGGCGCAGUUGGCGGGCAGCUGGGCGCCCGCGGGGCCAGAGCCUCCGCGGCGAGCGGGGGAGGAUGCCCGCUGCUCCGUGCUGGCGGCGCAGCCACGGAGGUCCGAUCGGAGGUGCGGCACGGUGGCCCUGGCGAGAUCGAAGGCGAGGUUUUGUUGAGGAGUCCCACGCGCAUAGAUGCCGACGAGAGCCGUGUCUUGCACAAGGGAGCUGCAGGUCGGGGCGGCAUCGGUGAAGGUGCUGUCUGCGUCGGCGCGAGAGUCUCAGUGAGGAGUGGGCAUGGGCGCCCGCUGUCCUGCACCGUCGUCGAGAUCGAGGGGGACAGGGCGAAAGUGCAUUACGAUGGCUCGGGUGGGCUCGAAGGUGAAUGGUUACUGAAGAGUUCCCUGCGCAUCAAUCAGGAAGAGGCCGAGAUCCCACACGUGGAAGGUGCAACCAGGGACGGCGUGCAUGAGCAAGUUGCCCGCGUCGGUACACAAGCAUCCGUGACGCGUUUGGAAGAGCAGUGGCUGCCAUGCACCGUCGUCGGAGGUGAGAAUGACAGGGUGAUUGCACAUUGCGGUGGGUCCAGCGGGUUCGAACACGAAUUGGUGAGGAAGAGUUCCACGCGCAGCAAUCCCAAAGAGGCCGAUAUUCCACUCGCGGAAGUCUCAAGGCGGGACGACGUUGGUGAUCGAUUUUUUGAUUUUGUCGGUGCGGAAAUCUCAGUGACGAGUGGGCAAGGGUACCAACUGCCCUGCACCGUCGUCGAAGUCGAGGAGGACAGAGUGAAAGUGCAUUACGAUGGCUUUGGCGAGUUUCGGGACGAGUGGUUGCCGAAGAGUUCCACACGCAUCAACACGAACAAAGACGACACAUCACUAACGGAUGGUGGUUUUGGGGACGGUAUUGACGUGCAGGUCCAUUUCGCCUUCAUCGGCGCAAAGCUUUCAGUGAUGAGCGGGAAGGGGUACCCGCUGCCAGCAACCGUCGUCGGAGUCGAGGGGAACAAGGUGAAAGUCCACUACGACGGCUUCGGCGACUUCAGAGACGAGUGGAUCCCGGCGGUCUCUGAGCGCAUCAGCCCCCAGUGAGCCGAUGUGGCGCAGGUGAACGAUGACGCUCAACACCGGGCCUCCCCAUCAGCAU
This is a messenger RNA of Prorocentrum cordatum, 1652 nucleotides long. NCBI's taxonomy places the organism in Eukaryota, Dinophyceae, Prorocentrales, Prorocentraceae. The record is from the annotation of a GenBank genome assembly.